AUGUUUUCCUUAAUUGCUUAUUAUUGCAAAAUACAUAAACACAUCCAUAUAUUAAUUAUAAUUAAUUGCAGUCAAUUCAUAUUUUAGGUUGUUAAUCUCCACACACAGAAGAGUGUCAUUAUCAAUAAUACCAAAUCACCAUUCAUAAACUACCUGAUCUAUGAUCCCCUUCCCCACCAUAAUUACUACUGCUCCCACAAAUUAACCCAUGUUUUACAGGUGGUGUUGUUGCUUUCCCCUUUCCUUCAAUGGCAUAAUCGCCAUUUCGAAAACACGCCACAUGUAAUUGUUUCUAGGCUAUAAUCAGAGUGUCGGUGCUGCAAUUAUCAUCUUAAUUUAUUGGGGUUUUAGGUUUUGUAUAAAGCGGAAAUGGAUUUCUCCUCUCCACCUUCUCCAAUUGCCUCCGGUUCUGAAAUUUGUAGCCAGAUGCCCAUGGAUCAUGUGCUUAACAUCUCUCCUACUUCUUCAGCAGAAGUGGUGAAAGAAAUCGCUAAACUCGAAGUCGAGAUCGUGCAUUUGGAACGGUAUCUUCUUUCUCUCUACCGUACAGCUUUUCAGCAGAAUCUCCCAAGUAUUCCGAAAAACAAUCAAACGAAUGAAAUAAGCCCAUGGGUCACAUCCGAUCAACAAUCUCCCAAGACGAAAUUUCAGUUGACGAAAACCUAUAGUAACAAUCAAAACCAAAGCUCUCCUACAAGUGCUUUAGCUGGUCCAAACGAUUCGGUUCAAGUUUCUACUCCAAAAUCAUCAUCUGAAAAAAAGAGUGCUUAUUCUCGGCACUCUAGCCUAGCAGAUCAUCUUGGAAAUUCCCGUAUAGACGAUGCUCUCGUUUUUCCGGAUAGACUAUCCGAAGACAUUAUAAAAUGUAUUUCUUCGAUUUAUUGCAAACUGGCAUACCCUGCACGAACUCACAAAGGCUUAUCGGUUUCGUCCAACUCGUCGUUCUGCUCGUCGAGCACAUUUUCUCCAAGAAAUUUAUCCGACAGUUGGAGUCCUCGGUGUAAUGAUGAAGUUGCAGAGCAUUGCUUUGAAGGUCUAAAACAAGAAAACGGACCAUACUCUGCAACAAUAGAAGUCUUGAAAAUAUGCUUAGACAACGAGACUUAUAAUUACGCUGCUAUAAUGCUUCAGAAGUUCAGGUCUCUAGUUAAGAGUCUCGAGAUUGUUGACCCGAAGAAGAUGAGGCGCGAGCAGAAACUUGCCUUCUGGAUUAACAUUCACAAUGCUUUGGUGAUGCAUGCUUAUUUAGCAUAUGGAACUCAGAACUAUAUAAAAAACACGUCCAUGGUGAAGGCUUCUUAUAACAUUGGCGGACAUUGUCUAAAUGCUUACGACAUACAAAGCUACAUUUUAGGAAUCAAAUCUCACUAUUCUGCUCCGUGGCAUCAGGCAAUUUUCUCUCCAGGAAAGAAGUUCAAGACUGGAACUACCAAACACGAUUUUGCUAUUGAAUACCCCGAACCACUUGUUCAUUUUGCACUAUGCUCAGGCUCGCACUCCGACCCAGCGGUUCGAGUUUACACUGCGAAGAAUGUAUUCGAUGAUCUGAAAGUUGCCCAGAAAGAGUUUAUACAAGCUUCGGUUUAUGUUCAUAAGCAAUCAAAGGUUUACUUGCCGAAAAUACUGAAUCAUUACGCGAAAGAUAUGUCACUUGGCAUGGCUGAACUUUUGGAAGCUGUCAGCGGACACAUACAAGGAAUUCAACACAAAACUAUCAAAAAAUUUGCCAAGAAUCGGCCCGAAAAGUACGUGUACUGGUUAGAACAGAGUUCUUCGUUUCGAUAUUUAAUCCAUAAAGAGAUUGUUGCUUGAUUAGCAUCACCUUUUUCUAGAGCUUAUGGAGAGAUGUUUCUUUUUUAUACACUGUACAGAGAUACUGAAGUGGACUUCACUGGCUAUUUAGUUUGAGAGCCAAAAUAUGUAUUUUUCUUUUGAGGA
Messenger RNA from Erythranthe guttata (spotted monkey flower), 1938 nucleotides. RefSeq lists its product as uncharacterized. The record is from RefSeq and is a predicted model, not a curated record. Lineage: Eukaryota; Viridiplantae; Streptophyta; Magnoliopsida; Lamiales; Phrymaceae.